AACAUAAUCCCUUUUACAUCGGAUUGUGAAGGAGCUGAUUUCGUUUCCUUUCUAUGUGUUUAUAUUUCUACUCCAUACGUCACGCUGAACGAGUCACGUGCAGGAAAUGAACAAAACACUACCGCAGUCAACUACAUAACAGCUAAAAUUGCCAUGAAGGGACUUUACUGCAAACCAAGAGGAGACCACCAGGGUGAUGUGAAGUUUGUCUUACAGGAGACGAAUGUACCCACUAACAUUGGCAGCCAUCAGGUCAAAGUUCAAGUAAAAAGCUGUGCACUUAGUCCGGUUGAUUUUAAGCUGUAUGAGGACCUCAAGCUUGAGAACGAGCAUGUCCCAGUUGGAAGGGAGAUCACUGGGGUUGUUCUACAAGUUGGACCCAAAGUGACGUUUUUCCAGCCAGAUGAUGAGGUUGUUGGAAUUCUCCCUGUGGAUGCUGAGCAGUCUGGCCUUUGUUCUGUUGUGCUUAUUGAUGAAUAUAAUUUAGUUCAGAAGCCUGAGAAAGUGAGCUGGUUUGAAGCAGCGGCAGUAAUUAAAGACGGUCUCAGGGCCUACACAGCUCUCCAUACUCUGGCUCGGAUGGCUGCGGGUCAGACUGUACUAGUGCUGGAUGGGGCUGGUCCCUUUGGAGUUCUAGCCAUUCAGCUAGCCCACUAUCACGGUGUGAAAGUCCUGGCUACAGCUUUGUCUCCGGACGACCAGAAGUUUUUGGAAGAGCUCCGGCCGAGUGUGGGUGUGCAGGAAUCACUUUUGGCUCGAGUGAUCAGAAUGUGGGACUCAAAGGAGAACUUGGUGGACUCAUGCCUUGAAGAAACUGGAGGUCUUGGAGUGGACAUCGUCAUUGAUUCAGGAGUGAGACUCUAUGAGGAGGAGGCAGAAGCUCAGGGGCAUCGCCCACAUAAACAUGACCUCCUUACCCUUCUGUCAGUUGGAGGUCAUUGGGUCACCACAGAACAACACUUACAGCUGGACCCUCCUGACAGCCACAUUCUCUUCCUGAAGGCAGCGUCUCUCUCGUUCCUUAAUGAUGAGGUGUGGACAGCAUCUCGUGCCAGGCAGGGCCGAUAUCUUCAUAUCUUGAAAGAUGUGAUGGAUAAACUCAGCACAGGGACUUUCAGGCCGCAGUUGGAGGACCCUGUGCCUUUAUAUGAAGCCACGGUCUCCAUGGAGAUGGUGCAGAGAAAGCAAAUGAGGAAGAGAAUAGUUGUCAAGCUUUGAAGAGGACUGAAAAUAUGUUUUACAUAAUUCUGUAAAUUGUAGUCAUCGUUGUUAUAAAUCAUGUUGUAAGUUGCAUUUUCAAUGGAUUGUAAACACAUUAAAAUUCUUUAAAUGGAAA
This is a messenger RNA of Megalobrama amblycephala (Wuchang bream), 1336 nucleotides long. RefSeq names its product crystallin, zeta (quinone reductase)-like 1 (gene cryzl1). NCBI's taxonomy places the organism in Eukaryota, Metazoa, Chordata, Actinopteri, Cypriniformes, Xenocyprididae. The record is from RefSeq and is a predicted model, not a curated record. Bases 154 to 1218 code for a protein of 354 amino acids. Gene Ontology annotation, molecular function: oxidoreductase activity. The transcript has 14 exons.